AUGCUCGGUCACCCUCCCGCUUCAGACUUUUGGCCCGAUGCCACCUUCCCCGCCUCGCGCUCUGCUUUCGCUGUAGACUCGUGUAAGAGCAAUGUUCAGCUCCCCCGGCCUGCAAGUCACACAGCCAAUCUUUCACAGAAGCCAUCCUUCGAUCUACCUCAGCCAAUCCAGCUGGCUAAAAACACAGUUUCGGGCAGCGGCAGAGCUGCCUACGGUCUGCAUCACAAUUCGACCUGGAACGUAGACAACCAGCCAGUGCGUCGACCAAGCGCUUAUGAUGCGAACGCAUGGCCGCAGGAACUCAAGCGAGCCGCAGCGACUCCUGCUCCCGUUUCUGGCUACAGCCCCUACUCCUUGACAAAUAUGCCUUCCUUGCACCAGCGGUUUACUUCCACAUCCUCCUCGGGCAUCGGCAGCGAGGAUCGUAAUCUGCCAACCUCCGACCAUGGCUCUGAUCUCAGCUCCGACUAUUCGGACCUCUUCCAGCACUCGAGCCUUUCCUUUGCUCCUGUCUGUCAAAGCGAUGCCAGGGAGCAAACCCAGCUCAGCACCCCAUACUCGGAGCCGCAGCAGAGGUGUUUGCCAGACUACGUUAUGGAGGAGCUUAAGCGGCUGAAGCUCGAGAACAUGGCUCUUAAACGCAUGGCACACGAAGUCGUCCGCAGCAACAUUAUCCCCGGCUCAACAGUGCACUGCAUCCACCAUUCAGCUUUGGCGACGACGACGACGACUACUCCCCCUUACCGGCUCCAGCGCGUCUUUGAUGGGGCAGACCCCGUGCAGGUCUACAGCGAUGCGAGUCGCCACAACGUAGCUUCGACGCCAUGCUCAAAGGCGCCAGAACGCGGUGCCGCAGCCUCCAUGUGGGCUCCAGCUCGACAAAAUAGCGCCCCGCUCACGACCGGCGAGACGACCGAGCCUGCUCGCGGAGGCAUCGAACCGUUCAAGGCCAGCGAUGUUUCGGCCGCAGAGCUUAGUCGACGCGUCGCGAUGGACGAGAGCAGCCCAUCUCCCUUUCCGACCUACCACCACUUCGCUGGCACCAGUAGCCCGUUCGACCCGACCCUGCCCAGCCUGGUUCGUCCUCGGACUUCAUCAAAGACCUCGCCUCCUACUUCGCCGGUGCCUGUUUCUCUCGUGACGCCGUCGAAGCUGGAGAAUGCACCCGCCUCCUCGCUCGUUGCCAUGAUUCUCGAAAAGCGUGGACAGGAAGCGAGCCUGCUGCUCCAGCAACAACUCAAGAGCAGACAUCCUGAGCGACGGGCAGAGAUCAUCGACGCCAUUUGCGCAAGCAUUGUUCCACUGUCGCACGAUCGACAUGGCAACUUCCUUGUCCAGGGCGCAAUCGAGGCACGUCCUGAGACGGCCGGGCACCUCAAAGGAGCUUUCGUUGAACUCACCAUGUCUCAAUUCGCAUGCCACGUCGUUCAGAAAGCGCUGGAAGGCGGAGAAGACAUGCGAGAAGCCGUUACGGAAGAGCUGCUCGGCUCUCGGAUCGACCAGACGCUCACGUCGCGACACUCGAUCCACGUCUGGCAGCGCAUCCUCGAGACAGAAUGGAGUCGCCCGCAACUACGCGACCAAAUUUUUGCCGCCAUCAACCGACAGCUCAAGGGACGAUGGGCUCGCACCGCGCGACAGGAGACCGGUAGCAUCAUCUGCCAAAACAUCUUUGAGUCAGCUCAGCCCGACGAAAAGGCGCAGUGUGUUAAGGAGGUGCUCGAGGAGCUGGACGACUGCGCCACGAACCAAUGGGGCGUCUGGGUUGUGCAGCACAUUAUUGAACACGGCGCCGAGGACGAGCGCCGAGCUGCACUUCAGGGGUUGGUUCGCUCCGCCUCCAAGCUGACCCUGUCUCAGUAUGGUCAAAAAGCGGUGAUGAGCGGUCUCAAGACGGGCGACCGGCAGUUCCUCCAGGACUAUGUCGAUGUCAUGUGCCACAGUUCGCAGCCUCGUCGUCCACCUCUGAUUGAUGUCUGCCUCGCAGCGCACGGCAUCCAGAUUGUCACGCAGCUGCUGACGACGGUGGACCAAAAGACGCGCGUUCGCAUCAUUUCGACGGUGCGACGCAACUCGGUUUUCCUCAAGGGCAGUAAGGCGGGGAUGAAGGUGCACCAGCUGUGCGAACGUGCGCGCGCCUUUGCCGGUUACUAA
Molecule: messenger RNA, 2154 nt
Organism: Sporisorium graminicola
Lineage: Eukaryota; Fungi; Basidiomycota; Ustilaginomycetes; Ustilaginales; Ustilaginaceae
Exons: 2
Coding region: 1-2154 (717 amino acids)
Biological process (GO): nuclear-transcribed mRNA catabolic process, deadenylation-dependent decay
Cellular component (GO): cytoplasm
Molecular function (GO): mRNA 3'-UTR binding
Source: RefSeq, a predicted model, not a curated record